Messenger RNA from Silurus meridionalis, 1465 nucleotides. It is a transcript of the gene pigm, whose product is annotated as phosphatidylinositol glycan anchor biosynthesis, class M. Bases 88 to 1425 code for a protein of 445 amino acids. The record is from RefSeq and is a predicted model, not a curated record. Gene Ontology annotation, molecular function: alpha-1,4-mannosyltransferase activity; GPI mannosyltransferase activity. Gene Ontology annotation, cellular component: glycosylphosphatidylinositol-mannosyltransferase I complex; membrane. Gene Ontology annotation, biological process: GPI anchor biosynthetic process. The transcript is spliced from 5 exons. Lineage: Eukaryota; Metazoa; Chordata; Actinopteri; Siluriformes; Siluridae.
CCAGUUUUACCAGGAAGUAAACAAUUGAACUGGUGUAUCUUUUGAAUUUUCGUAGUCUUCAGCAAGUAUUGACGUAAAAAUGAAUGCAUGUGGAUGACGGGCGAUGAGAAUGAUCCAGCGAGAUUAAGACUGAGGAUAAAGAUUGAGUCAUUUGCUGAUUAUAUUCCCUGGCAGACAGUCAUCAGGUUAUCAGGUGGCACCAUGCUUCCAGUACAACUAAUGACUUUCAGGAAUCUGCACAGCGUCGCGUUUAUUAUACGCGUGAUUUUGCUUGGCUUUGGGAUUUAUCAAGACAAAAACAUGGUGGUCAAAUACACUGACAUCGACUAUCACGUCUUUACAGACGCAUCCAGACUUGUAACACAGGGUGAGUCUCCAUACAACAGGUCCACCUACCGGUAUACACCACUCCUGGCGUGGAUGUUAUCACCUAAUAUCUACUUGACCUUUCACUUUGGGAAGCUGCUGUUUGUGAUUUGUGAUGUACUCUCCGGUGUCCUCAUAUACCACAUACUGACCCUUCGAGGUUUAUCCUGUGAUGCAGCCUGUCAUUUCACAGCUCUUUGGCUUCUAAAUCCUUUACCGAUUGGUGUAUCAACACGUGGGAAUGCUGAAGCACUGCUGGCUAUUUUGGUUCUAUCCACUCUCCUGUGUUUGCAACUGAAGAGACAUUUUACAGCAGCAUGUCUAUAUGGUCUCUCUGUCCAUAUGAAAAUAUAUACAGUAAUAUAUGCCCUUCCCAUUGCCCUUUUUAUAUCAAAUCAAAAGGAGUUGAAGAAUCGGUACAGAGGUGUUUCUAGACUAUUCCUUACCCUUUUUCAUAAGGAUCUGGUUCUAUUUGCUGUUGUUGCAGGAGUGGUGUUUCUUGGACUGUUUUUGACUUUUUAUUGCAUGUAUGGCUGGGAUUUCCUGCAAGAAACUUACCUGUACCACUUAACAAGGCGGGACAUCCGGCAUAAUUUCUCCCCAUACUUUUACAUGUUUUACUUAACAGCGGAGAGUGAAUGGAACUUUGUUCUGGGACUAGUGACUUUUCUUCCUCAGGUUAUACUGUUGCUUCUUACCUCUCUGGCCUUCUAUGAAGACUUGCCUCUCUGCUGCUUCCUCAACACAGCCCUUUUUGUCAGCUUCAACAAAGUCUGCACCUCUCAGUAUUUUCUGUGGUACCUGUGUUUACUGCCUCUGGUCCUGCCACAUCUGAGACUUACGAUAAAGCAAGGGAUUGGGCUACUGCUGUUGUGGUUCAUUGGACAGGGCUUGUGGUUGGCACCAGCUUACUACUUGGAAUUUGAAGGACGCAACUCAUUUGUGUUCAUAUGGUUUGCUGGCCUGCUGUUUCUGAUUAUCAACUCGGUGGUAAUGGUCCAGAUUAUCAACAAUUACAUACCAAAAACAUUUGUUAACCAAAAAAAGAAAAGAAAAUAAAGCCUGGAAUGAAGAUGAUUAAAUAAACAAAUGAUUUGUA